Anopheles maculipalpis is the source of this 912-nucleotide messenger RNA. RefSeq names its product group 3 secretory phospholipase A2. Gene Ontology annotation, biological process: arachidonate secretion; phospholipid metabolic process. Lineage: Eukaryota; Metazoa; Arthropoda; Insecta; Diptera; Culicidae. The transcript has 5 exons. The record is from RefSeq and is a predicted model, not a curated record. The coding region runs from base 1 to 912 and encodes 303 amino acids.
AUGCAAAGAUCGACAAUGUUUGGUGCUAGCUGGUGCUUCAGGGUAGCCUGCUGCCUGCUGCUUCUGACAAACCUGUCCCAACGGACGCAAGUUUCCGCCAGCUCUGUUCUAGUGGCCGACUUCCGGAUGACUCGGAUGGUCGAACUUAGCAGUCGACCUCCUUACUGCAAGAUUCACUCAGAUCGUGGAGACAUUCAGCGAAUGCUGCUGGCAUCGGACACGAAGAAGGUGCGACAAGUACCGCGCGAAUCGGUCAUAGCUUUAGAGGAAGUAUGCGGCGAAGCGAGCGACAUAUCCGGGGAGCUGCAGGGUGGUUUGGGAUUCAUCUAUCCCGGCACAAAAUGGUGCGGACCGGGUAAUAUCGCAACAAACUAUUCGGAUGUAGGACGAUACGCGGCUGAGGAUCAAUGCUGCCGGGAGCAUGACUUGUGUCCGAACAUACUACUGCCGGGUGAAUGUCGCCGUGGGCUCUGCAAUCGUGGGACCUUCACUCGUUCGCACUGUGAUUGCGAUGCUCGGUUCAGGAGAUGCUUGCAAAACUUAAACACGGAAACGGCCAACACGCUCGGUGCUAUAUUCUUCAAUGUCGUCCAGGUGACAUGCUUUGGCGAGAGAAGACCGUGCUCAGUUUGGCAAAGCGACAGCCAGUCCGGCUACGAUUGUCCCAUUCAGUUCUAUCGCUCCGGAACGUACAGUUUACCGUAUGGAGCCGCCACAUACAGCAAACACAAUGCGCUGCGCAACUCGAGAUCGUUUGAUGUAGGCCACUCCAACGACAUUAGUGAUGGAAAUCGAUUAAAAAUUGAUUCACUAGGCUUAAUAUCACACAAUUUGUUUAAGGAUCUGUUUGUACGCCCGCUGAAUGGGUACACGCGGUACUUCAUAACGGCCAAAUCGAUCGUCUACGGUUGA